AUGAGCGACAGGAUCUCCCGUCCCUGGGAAAGGGAUUUGGAAGGAAGGACAUUGAGUUUGACAUCGGAAUGCGAGAAUAGCCAAGAAUUGGCUUCUUUCCUGGAAGCCUGUGCACAGAACACAAGCGUUCGGACGGUCGCCUUUCGGGAAUCCUUCCUUCCUUUGCGUCGAAUCCGACUGCAUUUGACUAGGACCGAAUUCCUCCAAAUGCUUCAGGCGAUUUGUCGACUGAAGUCGUUAGUCCGAAUGGUCAUUCCACCAACCAUGCCAGGAAUGUUAAGAGGAAUCACAGCGUCGUACUUUCUUCCAGACUGGCCAGAUGACGAGGACGAAGAUACCGAUGAAAGCUAUGACGAAAAUAUGUAUUCCUCUAGCCUGCAGGAAUGGAUCGUCAAUGAUGCUGUUACAUUUUGUACCAUCCAUGAUGUCCAUGCGAUUGCGGAUUCCAUCGAGGAAUUGUGUCCCAAACUACAUUGGAUUGAAAUUCAAAACUUUUACUUCAAGCAAUUUCGAACCAGCUCUAGAAAGCAACAGCAACAGCAACCCAACUGCAACAAUGAUCAAAAUGAUGAGCUCGAUAGCGAGGACAACUGCCUAUUGGAUCCUUUGUUUCACUCGUUGGCCACACUGUCACAAUUGACAGGCUUGAAACUCUCAAGUCAUCCUGAUUACACGCCAACGACUGUUGAGCAAGCAUUGGCGGAUGAUAGCUCUUCUUCUCCGUCUUUAGCAAUCGUUACUCCACGAUCCAUUAAGAGUCUGCUAACACGCCAAUGUAACACUUUGCAACAUGUGACGCUGUCCCGCCUUGGAUUAACUGACCACGACUUCCAAGCCAUUGCAGAUAGCCUGCCAAAGUUGCACAUUCUGGAAACACUGAACUUGAAUGAAAACACCCAGACACAUAGGGGGGGCAUGUCCAUUUUGGAACUGUUGCCACAACUUACACUGUCGCAUCAGUUGAUGUCGUUGUCCAUUCGACCAAUUUCACAAAAUGUGGCAUCGAUUGAGGAUGAAAUGAAUUGGGCGUUGGUCUUUCCUCACAACCUAAAUCUACAGUAUCUUGAAACCAGAACGAUAAGGCUGGGUCAUAACAUGACCAGAAGUGAACGUGACAAUGAAAGCGACGUAAGCAGUAACGAAGACCAGAAUCACACCACAUUGAGUGUGUUGGAGUUUUGGUUGCACGCAAAUCGCAUGCAUCGUUCCAUGUGGGGAAAGAUCUCUCCGUCUGAAUCCUCGCUCUGGCCAGUGCUGCUUGAACGGUUGGGGAAAUACUCGGUAUCGGCGCAGUGGCACUGUCUACAAGCUUUUUUGCCACAAAUGCAACACGUUCAGUGA
Molecule: messenger RNA, 1341 nt
Organism: Cylindrotheca closterium
Lineage: Eukaryota; Bacillariophyta; Bacillariophyceae; Bacillariales; Bacillariaceae
Source: the annotation of a GenBank genome assembly